Suillus clintonianus is the source of this 2146-nucleotide messenger RNA. RefSeq names its product amidase signature domain-containing protein. The record is from RefSeq and is a predicted model, not a curated record. The transcript is spliced from 4 exons. NCBI's taxonomy places the organism in Eukaryota, Fungi, Basidiomycota, Agaricomycetes, Boletales, Suillaceae. The coding region runs from base 402 to 2057 and encodes 551 amino acids.
CGCAAUCCGAUGGUCAUCUGACAGAAUUACCUUCUGGAAUCAUGUCAAACCCAGAAAUGCUGUAUGAGCGCCAAACGCUUCAGUCAUGACAGCGUUGCUCAUUUUUUGCUCUUGAAUGUCCGACUUCCAUGCCGGUCGAUCGGCCCAUCAAUUACCUUUCUUGUGGCUAUCUGCACAGGCUCUCGUGGGCUUCGCAAACCGAUAUUUACGAAUCGAUCAGCCACAAGUCGAUUAGGUGCAUUAUCGUGCAUAGCCUUUUCGUCUUCUCGAGAUUCAUUUUGGAUGUUAUGUGUAUUUUCAUAUUUCCUCCCUGGUACGUAUAAAGGUAGAUAAAGGUGCGCUCAUAGUCGGCUGCUGAAAUUUUAUCAACGGCGCCUUGACCGUUGUUCCAUCUAUUUACGAUGGGCUCCGUCGAUAUUCAAGAUAUAGCCUCCCGAAAACAAGAGGAGCGCGAGGCAAAGCUAUCCGCAUAUCGCAAAGGGCGCAUUCAUGUUCCAAAUGAUGCCAUUGACAUCUCACAGUACCCGCUUAGCAAGCUCACAGAGACGGAGCGUGCUAUCGUCAAAUGUGAUGCAACCAGCAUCGUAGAUUUGAUUCGUAAACGAGUCUAUACUGCCCAGGACGUUCUGCAGGCCUUCGUCAAAGUAGCGGUGGCUACCCAAGACAUCACAAACUGUCUCACAGAAGUUUUGCUCGAUGAAGCAUUCCUGCGAGCCAGAGAGCUUGAUCAAUAUCUGGAGACAACUGGAAAUGUCGUGGGACCGCUACACGGUUUACCAGUUUCGAUCAAAGAUCACAUCAAAAUCAAAGGUCUGGAUACUUCGUCAGGGUAUCUUGGCUGGGCGUACAAAACUGUCGCCGACAGUGACGCGCUGGUGGUAGAAAUUCUACGCAACGCCGGUGCAAUUCUAUAUGUCAAAACACAGACUCCGCAAACUUUGCUUUCACUCGAGACCGAAAAUAACGUAUUCGGCAGGACUAUCAACCCGUUUAAUCGCAACUUGACUCCUGGAGGAAGCAGUGGUGGCGAGGGGGCGCUUAUAGCAUGUCACGGUAGCCCUAUGGGGGUUGGAACUGAUAUCGGGGGGAGUAUUCGGAUCCCUGCAGCCCACUGUGGUUUGUACGGGCUGAAAGGAUCAGUCGCGCGUCUGCCACAUUCUGGUCUCCUGGGCUCGCAUGACGGGAUGGAUGCAAUCAUAGGUUGUGUCGGGCCGUUGGCAACAUCUGCAAGGGACCUCGAGUUAUUCUGUCGAGUUAUGCUUGAUGCAAAGCCGUGGCUCAAUGAACCUCCACUCCUAGAAAUGCCCUGGAAACAAGAUGUAGCGAACGGGGAAGGGUUACCAGAUAAACUUGCAAUUGCUAUCCUUUUUGACGAUGGCGUUGUUGCACCCCAUCCUCCAAUCACACAGGCUUUGAAGAAAUACAAAGACACCCUAGAACGUGCUGGACACGAGGUAAUCGAAUGGUCAGCGGUGGAUCAUCAGCAUGGAUGGGAUCUGAUUACAAAGCUGUAUUUACUAGACGGCGGAGCAGAGUAUCACGAAACCAUCAGAGCAGGUGGAGAGUCCGCGGUUUCUCAAACAGAAUGGAUCCUCAAACACGCACAGGGAUGUGAUCCGUACACACCCGCAAAAAUUUUCAAGCUCAACUUAGAACGGGAGGCGUUCCGUUCCAAAGCAUUGGCACACUGGAAUGCUUCUCGCCAGCGUACUGUUAGUGGACGUCCUGUGGACGCUAUCCUCUGUCCGGUUGCGCCCACUUUAGCUCCACCCCACGACACGACCAGCUGGUGGGGUUAUACGUCUCAUUGGAACCUAUUGGACUUGCCAGGCGUUGUCUUUCCCGUUGACCGGUUCAAAGCCGCAGCAGCUGCCACCUACCCACCUCUUCCACUUCCAAGGAAUGAUGUUGAAAAUUUUAUUCAUAGUCAAUGGAACCCUGCCACAUAUGAUAAUGCUCCCAUAUGUCUACAGCUCGUGGGUCGGAGGCACAACGAGGAGAAGUUGUUAGCUAUGCUAAAUGUGGUGGAGAAAGUGUUCUUAGAGAAUGGCUUGUAGACAGUUGUUGAUACGUAUCAUGUAUUUUUUUUCUCCGAUUCCUUAAAAUAUCGACGUUCUUCAUGAAAUUUAUUGCCACGAGUCACGAC